AGUUUUGUGGUUCCGGAGCUCAAGCGAGCAAUGAAAAGAGUGACAAAACAGAAAGUGAACGAACCGUGUUCCAUGAGAGCGUGUGCGAUUGCACACAGUGUUAUGUCUUGACUUGCUUUAUUAUCGAGUCUUGUAAUUUUUACAACUUUCCGCUAGGAAAAUAAAUAAACAAUAAAAGGAGGACGGCUGUGUGAUCCGUGUAUUGUUGAAAAUAGAUAAAGAUUCGAGAUGGCCGGUGCAAUGUUGUUUGAGCGGGCACAAGCUGUAUCGAUGACAAAUCGCAGCGAAGGUAUUUCUCUACUAAAUGAGAUCGUAUCCGAUCCUAAUAUCGGUCUCGCCGAAGAUGACGAAGAAAGCAUUAGGGUCAAGGAGCAGGGUAUAUUACAUCUUGGUGAACUUUAUAAAAAAGAGGGCAAGGCGAAAGAGUUAGCCGAACUUAUUAAAGCAACUAGACCCUUUCUUAGUCUCAUAAGCAAAGCCAAAGCUGCUAAGCUCGUAAGAUCUUUAGUAGACUUCUUCCUGGACUUGGAGGCUGGAAUUGGCAUAGAGGUACAAUUGUGCAAAGAAUGUAUAGAGUGGGCAAAAGAAGAACAUAGGACAUUUUUAAGGCAAUCAUUAGAAGCACGAUUAAUAGCUCUUUAUUUCGAUACUGGCAUGUUCAGUGAAGCUUUGCAAUUAGGUUCUGCUCUUCUGAAAGAACUUAAAAAGUUAGAUGACAAACAAUUGCUUGUCGAGGUUCAAUUAUUAGAGAGCAAAACAUAUCAUGCAUUAAGUAAUUUAGCUAAAGCAAGGGCAGCCCUUACUAGUGCUAGAACUACUGCCAAUGCAAUUUAUUGUCCACCAAAAAUGCAGGCUGCUUUGGAUCUACAAUCUGGAAUUUUACACGCUGCUGAUGAGCGUGAUUUUAAAACUGCCUAUUCGUACUUUUAUGAAGCAUUCGAAGGGUAUGAUAGUGUUGAAAGUCCUAAAGCAUUAACGGCAUUGAAAUACAUGUUAUUGUCCAAGAUUAUGUUGCGUACACCCGAAGAUGUUCAAUCUAUUAUGUCUGGAAAAUUAGCUGUCAAAUAUGCUGGACGUGAUUUGGAUGCUAUGCGUGCUGUUGCUGAAGCCAGCCAUCGACGUUCUUUGGCUGACUUUCAAACAGCGGUUAAACAAUACCGACAAGAAUUAGAGGAUGAUGUAAUUGUGCGUGCUCAUCUAGGUUCUCUUUACGAUGCUAUGUUAGAACAGAAUUUGUGUCGUUUGGUUGAACCUUAUUCUCGUGUACAGGUGAGUCAUAUUUCUUCAUGCAUAUCUUUACCUCUUGCACAAGUAGAAAAGAAGUUGUCGCAGAUGAUAUUGGAUAAAAAAUUGAAAGGGGUCCUUGAUCAAGGAGAAGGAGUUUUAAUUGUAUUCGAAGAUACACCUCGUGACAAAACAUACGAAAUUGCGUUAGAAACAAUACACAGCAUGGGAAAAGUAGUCGACACGCUUUACCAGAAAGCCAAGAAACUUACCUAGCCCUGUUUAACAUAUAUUUAUAUAAGCAAAGUUUAUUAUAAUUAUUCUUAUCAUUAUACUUAGUUUCUGGUCAUAAAAUACAAAUUAAUUGUUUCCUUUACAUCUAACAUAAAGCAGCUGAAGGUAUUGCAAUACAAAUUAUUCAUUUGCCACUUCAUUCUUGCGGAUAUAUUGUAAUUAAUAAUAGUUAAAAAUAUUUUGUAAGUAAUAAAUCUGAAAUGAUUAACUUA
Vespula vulgaris is the source of this 1730-nucleotide messenger RNA. RefSeq names its product 26S proteasome non-ATPase regulatory subunit 11 (gene Rpn6). NCBI's taxonomy places the organism in Eukaryota, Metazoa, Arthropoda, Insecta, Hymenoptera, Vespidae. The record is from RefSeq and is a predicted model, not a curated record. The transcript has 4 exons. Gene Ontology annotation, molecular function: structural molecule activity. Gene Ontology annotation, cellular component: proteasome regulatory particle, lid subcomplex. Gene Ontology annotation, biological process: ubiquitin-dependent protein catabolic process. The coding region runs from base 229 to 1500 and encodes 423 amino acids.